GGGGGAGCCAGGCUUUCUUCAGAUCAGCAUGAGCAAACAAACAGCGCCUCGCAGAAGGUCACCCACAGCUGGAGAGACUGGCCUGUACAGGCAGCAGCCCUCGGGAAAGCUUGCCGUUGGAGUCUGGUGAACACGUGAACACUUUUUCUGCUUUGGGGACGCGUAUCCCGCCGGGAGCAAGCUCUGGUGUUUGGCCGAUUCGUAUUUCGGGGGGGCUUGUUUUGCUUUUGGCUGCGGAACGGCGUUUUGUGUUGACUGACUGUCGCGGGCGCUGCUGGCCCUGUUUGGGAGAAGAAACUCGACUGGGCAGACUUUCACCACUCAGCCUCGUGUUGACGAGCUAUUUGUGAAGUUGAAGGAGAGAGCGCGAAGGGAGGACGGAGAAAUGAGGGAAAAGCCAACGGCGGUCCCGAAACCAGAGCUCCACCUGCCUGUGGUUAAACCAUAGCUGAGAAGCCGGCCCCUGUGGGUGAAUUGGAGGAAUAUUGCUUCAGAUAUUUUCCCCCAGAGUUGGCAGUGAGUCACGCAGCGGCCACAGAGUGUUGGGUGACUUCAGACGCGUGUCUUCUAAAGUUGCUGCGAACAUUAACCACAGAAGGAACCCACAACCCAACCAGCAACUCCAACCCAAAGGGGUUUCUCUCCCUCCCUCCCCCCGGGCGCGUUUCAGAUUAUUGGCACACGACAUCCGAGGACUUGUACAAGAGUCUUUUGAAUUCACGCAGCCUCCCUAAGUAAUUUAGUCAAAGCAUUGCGAAACCGGGACAGCAAGACUUAAGAGCAACGCGAGGCACACCACUGACACUGGGGUUCAAGGCUGCUCUGGCAGCGGGAAAAAGGGCUCUGCAGGAGAACGUUAAUGGAGUUCUGUUCUGUUUAAAUUCUCUAUAGAAUCAGCUGUAAAUAUUUGAUGAAGUACACUAUAUAAUGCUGUGGUAGCCGGUUGACCUUUGAAAACCUCAGCUCACGUCCUUUGCAGCCUGUUUCCCUAGUUUCUUUUAAACUGCUUUUCUUCCUCCUCCAUGUUUGCGAGAAGAGACUGAUGCGUUGAUCUGAAUUCUAGACAGCCUUUAGGCGCAGCGGGAGGGGAAGAAUGUGAUCUUCGAAAAAUGAUAGGAAAUUAACUACUGAAAAGUUUAGGUCCUUCCCUCCUUUCGUCUGUGUGUGUGCGUGGUGGGGGGUGUUUUGUUUUGAACAUUUCCUCUGCUCAAAACGUCUCUCAGUGUGUGGGAUUCGGAAGGACCUUUGAUUUUAAUAACACUGGUAAUUCCCCAAGGGGGUGGAGAGGAGAGAAACUUGUCCACAUCUAUAAGGCCGUUUUUAAAGAGCACACAUAGAUUUCCAGAGAAGAGCGGCCUGAAACUGGAUGCUUGGGUUAAUUCUGGCAGGACCAGGAGGCGCGGCGUUCCCCUGCUCUGUCCAACUGGUCCAAAUUCACUCCUGGACUGGCUUCACUUCAGUGGUCCCUUUUGCACCGGGGCCCUAAGCCUCUUUCUUUGUAUGUGGGUCGCCCAAGAGCCGCCGGCUGAAGAGUUGCGCUCGUAUCGCUUUAUCCGAAGCCCUCUGAGGACCCUUUUCACUCAAAAGGCUUGUUGUGAUGCGUAUCCCCGUAGAUACCAGCACCAGCCGCCGCUUCACGCCGCCCUCCACCACUCUGAGCCCGGGCAAGAUGAGCGACACGCUGCCGCUGGUCGGCCCAGAGAAUGGCAGCAGCGCCCUGGUGGGGAAGCUGAGAAACGCAGAUCGCAGCAUGGUGGAUGUCUUAGCCGAUCAUCCGGGCGAACUGGUCCGCACCGACAGCCCCAACUUCCUCUGCUCUGUCCUGCCGACCCACUGGAGAUGCAACAAGACUCUGCCGAUCGCCUUCAAGGUGGUGGCAUUAGGAGAUGUCCCUGAUGGGACUUUGGUCACAGUUAUGGCUGGGAAUGAUGAAAACUACUCUGCAGAACUCAGAAAUGCUACUGCUGCCAUGAAGAAUCAAGUAGCAAGAUUCAACGAUCUAAGAUUUGUGGGUAGAAGUGGAAGAGGGAAGAGCUUCACAUUGACUAUCACAGUCUUCACAAAUCCUCCACAAGUAGCCACGUACCACAGAGCUAUCAAGAUAACAGUGGAUGGACCUCGAGAACCAAGAAGACACCGUCAGAAACUAGAUGAGCAGACAAAACCUGGAAGUUUGUCCUUUUCAGAGCGCCUGAGUGAACUGGAACAGUUGCGUCGCACAGCCAUAAGGGUUAGCCCACAUCAUCCAGCCCCUGCACCUAACCCAAGAGCUUCCUUGAACCACACAACUGCUUUUAAUCCUCAGCCUCAGAGUCAGAUUCAGGAUACAAGGCAACUUCAGCCAUCUCCUCCAUGGCCUUAUGAUCCAUCUUACCAAUAUCUGGGAUCAAUUGCAACUUCUUCUGUUCAUCCAGCCACACCCAUUUCACCUGGACGGGCUAGUGGAAUGACAUCCCUCUCUGCAGAACUUUCAAGCCGGCUGACAAGUGCUUCUGACCUAACAGCAUUCAGUGAUCCAAGAGUAGGAAUUGAUCGUCCAUUUUCUGCCAUUCCUUCCAUUUCUGAUCCUCGUAUGCACUAUCCUGGAGCAUUCACCUAUACUCCAACCCCAGUCAGCUCAGGAAUAGGAAUUGGCAUGUCAGCCAUGACCACUGCCACCAGAUAUCACACUUACCUACCACCUCCAUAUCCAGGUUCUUCUCAGGCUCAAGGUGGCCCAUUUCAGACCAGCUCUCCUUCAUAUCAUCUCUACUAUGGAACAUCAGCAGGAUCUUACCAGUUCUCCAUGAUGUCUGGUGGUGAUCGGUCUCCCCCACGUAUUCUGCCUCCUUGCACUAAUGCUUCCACAGGAUCUACUCUACUCAAUCCCAACCUUCCAAACCAAAAUGAUGUUGUGGACACUGAAGGCAGUCAUAGCAACUCCCCCACCAAUAUGGGAACCACAGCAAGGUUAGAAGAAGCAGUGUGGCGACCAUAUUGAAUUAUUAUUACAGGUGUUUAAUCUGGUAAUGUCCAUCAUUUUAUAUGACAAAUGAGAGCACUGCCAUGUUUAUCUUUCACACAGAAAAGCAAUCAGUCCUGAAGUCAGUAUUUCUGGAAAUAUUGCUAUGAUGUUCUAUGACUGAUUUUGCUCAGUGAAGUGAUGAUAUUCCCAUAAAUAGACUCUUUCCAAGACUGAACUUUGGAAAAUAAUAACAUUUUAAGAUGGUGGUUCUGUUCACUCAUGUUAUCUAUAAAUAUGAAGAAGGAUAGAUAUCCAAUAUGUGUCCAGAGCUUCAGACUUCAAAAUUUAAAGUAUUUUGUUUGACAUCUGGUGCUAAGGCAUUCAGUCUUACACAAUCUUAAUGAGUUUAAUCCAUCAUUUUGACAUGUAAGUUAAAAGGAAGUAUACAAAGAUUCUCAAAGAGAAACUGUGAAUGCUUCUAAUUUAGCAAUGCUGUGAAUAAGAGUUUUUAUAUCCUGGAAAUAAUUUUUUAAUCAAGUUGUAUAUUCCAAAGAGUACAAGAAUUGUUUUUAUUUUUAUUAUUUUUUGAGCUGUAACUCAUCCUUCUUUGCAUAUCAUUUCCUUUUUUGGCACCUUAAAAUUUGCAAAAAGAUUUAAUCUUUUUUUUUUAAUGUGCUCAUUUUUCUUGUACUUUGUCAG
Messenger RNA from Python bivittatus (Burmese python), 3643 nucleotides. It is a transcript of the gene RUNX1, whose product is annotated as RUNX family transcription factor 1. Gene Ontology annotation, cellular component: nucleus. Gene Ontology annotation, biological process: regulation of cell differentiation; ossification; neuron differentiation. NCBI's taxonomy places the organism in Eukaryota, Metazoa, Chordata, Lepidosauria, Squamata, Pythonidae. The record is from RefSeq and is a predicted model, not a curated record. Gene Ontology annotation, molecular function: RNA polymerase II cis-regulatory region sequence-specific DNA binding; DNA-binding transcription factor activity, RNA polymerase II-specific; ATP binding.